Molecule: messenger RNA, 1134 nt
Organism: Melopsittacus undulatus (budgerigar)
Lineage: Eukaryota; Metazoa; Chordata; Aves; Psittaciformes; Psittaculidae
Product: neuropeptide Y receptor type 4-2
Exons: 1
Coding region: 1-1134 (377 amino acids)
Biological process (GO): G protein-coupled receptor signaling pathway
Cellular component (GO): neuron projection; plasma membrane
Molecular function (GO): pancreatic polypeptide receptor activity; neuropeptide binding
Source: RefSeq, a predicted model, not a curated record
AUGAAUAAGACAAGGGCUGUUAAUGAGGGCUUUCCUUUCCUGAGCAGUAAGAACUCGAGCUCAAAUCGAAGCUUCCCUGUGCACAUUUCUAAUCAGUGCAGGAACAUCACUGACCUUACUGUCUUUCUGGCCACCUCUUACAGCCUGGAGACUGUCCUAGGCAUUGUGGGAAACAUCUGUCUGAUCGCUGUCAUCGCCAGGCAGAAGGAAAAGGCCAAUGUCACCAACAUCCUAAUUUCCAACUUAAUAAUUUCAGACUUGUUUAUGUGUCUUGUCUGUCUGCCUUUCACCGUUGUUUACACCAUGAUGGACUAUUGGAUAUUUGGGGAAGUCAUGUGCAAAAUGACCUCUUUCAUUCAGUGCACAUCUGUGACAGUGUCAAUUCUUUCCCUUGUUCUUAUUGCUCUGGAAAGGCAUCAGCUCAUCAUAAAUCCAACUGGCUGGAGGCCAAGUAUCUCCCAAGCUUAUUUAGGAAUUGGAGUAAUUUGGACUUUGGCAUGUCUCAUGUCCCUGCCCUUUUUGACUACGUCCAUCUUGUCUAAUGAUUUGUAUGAGCAGCUCUCACACAUCCUGAAUUUUUCCACUGACAAGGCUAUCUGCAUUGACUCGUGGCCUUCUGAGCAACAGAGACUUAUCUACACUACCACUUUACUGCUCUUGCAAUACUGCAUACCACUGUUCUUCAUUAUACUUUGCUACCUGCGCAUCUACUUACGUCUACAGAAGAGAAAGGACAUGUUUGAGAAAAGUGAAUAUAGCAACCGAGCAGUUCAGCUGAGAAGGAUAAAUAUUUUGUUAGCAUCCAUGGUUGCUGCAUUUGCUGUUUGCUGGCUACCACUGCAUGUUUUCAACACCAUCGUGGACUGGAAUUACAAAAUCAUUUCACCUUGCCACCACAAUCUGAUUUUCUCAUUGUGCCACCUGGUAGCUAUGGCUUCCACCUGUGUCAACCCUGUUAUCUAUGGUUUUCUAAAUAGCAACUUCAAAAAAGAAGUGAAGUCAUUGAUUCUGAGCUGCCAGCAUAAUUCAGUAACUGCAUCAGUAGAAGAAUACGAUCAUUUACCUUUAUCCACCAUGCAGACUGAAAUUUCCAAGGGCUCACUGACAUUAAGCUGCAGGCAUAAUUCUAUCUAG